Molecule: messenger RNA, 2150 nt
Organism: Bolinopsis microptera
Lineage: Eukaryota; Metazoa; Ctenophora; Tentaculata; Lobata; Bolinopsidae
Product: isovaleryl-CoA dehydrogenase, mitochondrial-like
Exons: 6
Coding region: 13-1245 (410 amino acids)
Biological process (GO): L-leucine catabolic process
Cellular component (GO): mitochondrion
Molecular function (GO): flavin adenine dinucleotide binding; 3-methylbutanoyl-CoA dehydrogenase activity
Source: RefSeq, a predicted model, not a curated record
CAAAAUCAGGGUAUGUUGGCUGCAAGGGCUGCUGGUAGGAUUCUAAAAUCGACAUGUCGCCGUUCUUAUUCUGUGCUAGCAAUUGACGAUGAUCUUAAUGGACUCACUGACGAUCAGAAGGAGUUACGAGAAACUGUUAAGGGUUUUGCUCAAGCUGAGUUAGCACCCUAUGCUGAUGCUAUAGACAAGGAGAACAAUUUCACUCAGCUCAGAGAGUUUUGGAAGAAAUGCGGCGACAUGGGAUUUCACGGGAUAACUUGUCCUGAAGAAUAUGGAGGUAUAAACAUGGGAUACAUGGCCCACUGUAUCGUCAUGGAGGAAAUGAGCAGAGCCUCAGCUUCAAUUGGUCUCAGUUAUGGUGCACAUUCUAAUCUUUGUAUCAACCAGCUUGUAAGGAACGGUAAUGAGGCUCAGAAGCAGAAGUAUCUUCCUCAGCUGUGCUCUGGAGAACACAUGGGUGCUCUCGCUAUGUCGGAGCCUAAUGCUGGAUCUGAUGUUGUGGCCAUGAAGUUGAGAGCAGACAAAGUUGGAGACCAUUACGUUCUGAACGGCAGUAAGAUGUGGAUCACUAAUGGCCCUGAUGCGGAUACUCUCAUCGUGUAUGCUAAGACUGACAUGGCUGCUCACCAGCGUGGUGUCACUGCUUUUAUAAUCGAGAAGGGCAUGAAAGGUUUCUCAACAGCACAGAAGUUAGACAAGCUUGGUAUGAGGGGCUCCAACACAUGUGAGCUGGUAUUUGAGGAUUGCGAGGUUCCGGAGGAGAACAUUCUCGGUGCCAUCAACAAAGGAGUGUACGUGUUGAUGAGUGGACUGGAUCUGGAGAGGUUAGUCUUAGCAGCAGGACCAGUGGGGCUGAUGCAGAGCUGUCUUGAUGUCUCUGUACCCUAUGCUAUCACCAGGAAGACGUGGGGUGAACCAAUCAUCACAUAUCAGCUUGUUCAGGAUUUAGUUGCUCAGAUCUACACAUACCUGGGUGUGUCUCGGAACUACACUUAUGCGGCAGCCAGGGCUGCUGACAAGGGGCACUUUGCCGGCAAGGACUGCGCUGCACUGAUAUACUUCACAGCGGAGAUGGCUACAAAAUGUGCCUUGCAUGCUAUUCAGAUUCUUGGUGGUAACGGCUACAUUAACGACUAUCCAACGGGUAGAUUCCUGCGGGACGCCAAAUUGUUUGAAAUAGGCGCAGGGACAACGGAAGUUAGGAAAAUAAUCAUCGGACGUGCUUUACAUCAAGAAAAUAAAUAGAGCAAUACAUGACCCGUGACCUUUCAGUUUGUGAUUCGCUUAAUUUCUUAAUUUAUGAUAAUUAUUAAAAUUAUAGUUAUACUUUAUGUUUACUAUCGUUCUAGGAUGUACAAAGGUUUUGUGUUUUUAGUAAUUUGGUGUUACCUAGAAUCUAAAAUAUUUAUGAAUAUCUUAUGUGAUUGCUUUUUAGAUUAUAGUUUAUUAAAUUCGUGCUUGCUUUUAAAAUGUUAGGACGUCAUCAAAAGCAUUUGUAACCAUUUCACUGGACCGAGAGAGUUAAAUAAUUGAGUUUACGUUUAGUCUUGCUUCUUUGUACGUACAUUUUGUACACUAGGUACAGCUAAUGGCUUAAUAGGCGUUGAGCACAGUCUUAAUACCUUUCUUUCCUUGAAAGUUAACUCAUUUAUAAGCAUUGCUGGCUUUUAAGGUCGCGACUCCUUGUUGUGGUUACAAAUUUUGUAAUGUACGUUGAACCAUUUCUACGUAGAAAUUAGGAAAGUUUGUAUUACUUCUGGUUGUUUUAUACACUUUUCUCCAGAUUCCGGUUUUCGAUGUUGUUGUAUGAACUAUGAAGAUUUAUUAAAAACUGUCCAAAUAUUCCUGUUUUGAAAGAUGAUCUCAUUGAAAUACUCGUUUAUACGAUAGUGAUGACGUAAGGUAGCGAUAUUUUCUCGGUGAUUAUGCCUUGUCAACAAAUACUUUUCUACCACAUUGAUCUCGGUGACGUAGUGAAAGCUUAUGAUCAAGACAUAAGUGCUAGUUUGAAAAUACUAAUUAUACUGACAUAUAAAAGGAAAUAAAAAGAGAGGUGCUCUCACAUUAUUCCUUUGUUUGUGGUUGAUAAGCUGAGAGCUGGUUUGCUACUCAUCCCUUUUAUUAUUAACACUGGUUAUAUCGCAAUUCGC